Protopolystoma xenopodis is the source of this 342-nucleotide messenger RNA. Lineage: Eukaryota; Metazoa; Platyhelminthes; Monogenea; Polystomatidea; Polystomatidae. The record is from the annotation of a GenBank genome assembly.
CUUAUUAGCUUUGGCAUGACACUAUUUCUGCUAUCAGAGCCUCGCGAGUAUGUAUUCAAUGACUCAGAUCAUAAAGAGACGUUCUUCACGACUACAAGUGCUGUCAUGCUCCUGUCUGGGUAUCUGGUCUGUGACUCUUUUACUUCCAACUGGCAGGAUCGCUCCUUCAGGAAAUAUGGUGUUUCUACUCUUCAGAGCCGCAAUAUGACUCUAGCAUUGGAGCUAGUUGACCGGCUUGUGAGUAUGCAGGUUUGUUUUAUUCCCCUAAGUGUUUCUUCCGAAUGCCAUGAAAGAUCUCGGAACAAAGGCCUUGUAAUCGAGGUACGGAGCACAGAGAACUGA